GAAUUUAUUUGGGGGGGGGGGGGUGGAAUCAAUGCAGAAAAUUGCUCACUCUGAAAAAUGGAGAGUACUAACCAAACCUACUGACUAUAUGUAGCCCGUGUUUGUUCUUGUGGAUCAUUUGUUGGUGAGCUGAAGUUGGUCUGAAGAAAUGGCGGAGGAUCACCCCUCGCGUUAUGUCAAAUUGACCAAGGAUCAGGCGCCCAUGGAGGACAUCAAACCCGGCGAGCUCAAUCUGCCCAUUGAUGUGCCUCAGUUGCAUGUUCGAAAGUGUAAUGAAUGUGGGCAGCCUCUACCUGAUAGCUACCAAGCUCCGGCUGAUGAACCCUGGACUACCGGCAUAUUUGGUUUUGCAGAAGAUGCAGAAAGUUGUAAGACAGGACUAUUUUGCCCUUGUGUUCUGUUUGGCCGCAACGUUGAACAACUAAGAGAAGAUACUCCAUGGACUGGACCUUGCAUUUGUCAUGCUAUCUUUAUAGAGGGUGGCAUUGCUGUUGCUGCAACAACCGCUGCUCUACACGGUUUUGUUGACCCAAGGACAUGUUUUCUCAUUGGCGAGGGUUUCUUUUUUGGUUGGUGGAUGUGUGGAAUCUACACCGGCCUAGUGAGGCAUUCACUGCAGAAGAAAUAUCAUCUCAAGAAUUCGCCAUGCGACCCUUGCUUGGUGCACUACUGCCUGCACUGUUGUGCCUUGUGCCAGGAGCACCGGGAGAUGAAGUCACGCCUAUCGGAGUAUUCUGUGGAACCGAUGACCUUGGUCAAUCCACCUCCAGUUCAGGAAAUGAAUGCUGCUGACGAUGGUCGGGAUUCAGCAUCAACCUCUGCCUAUGGAAACGACCAGGUUAAAAUCGAGAUGCAGGCUCUAUAGGACGAAACAACGGCGAAUACCAUGCUUUUUAGAGCUGGAUUUUCUGGCUUUCUCAUUUAUUUUAUGACUUUGAAGUCCCUUUCAACAGGAAACUGUACAUUUUUAUUUUCAUGCAUUCGUGUCAAGUUGCAAAGGUGAUUUGAGCUCUGUAACAAGUUUGCACUUGCAUGGAGCUGUAAUAUUUUUACCCAAUUAAGACAGUUUUGAGCAUAAAAA
Salvia splendens (bonfire salvia) is the source of this 1081-nucleotide messenger RNA. Its product is annotated as cell number regulator 6. Lineage: Eukaryota; Viridiplantae; Streptophyta; Magnoliopsida; Lamiales; Lamiaceae. The record is from RefSeq and is a predicted model, not a curated record. The coding region runs from base 149 to 865 and encodes 238 amino acids. The transcript has 4 exons.